AUGACUCCCCUGGGACUGCUCCCGGCUGUCCCGUCCGUGGCCAUUCUGACUCAAGUCGCAGGGUGCCAUCCCAACUGCCAAUUACCUGCGGCCAUGACCGUGCUGCUAUGCGGCCCAGGCCUGAUGGCACACUCCAGGUUCGACUGCGCUGCGCUCGGUCGGUUCCGCGUUUCGUCGUCGACCGCUGGAAAGUGCGGCCUCGGCGAGCCUGCAAAGGUCCACGUGGAGUGGAGCUCGCCGUACCCAUCGCGCCCCGCCAGAGCCCUGCAGCACCUGCCGAACAAGGCCAACGUCGCGAUGCCGGAGGGGCAGACCUCCCUGCGGCGUCGGGAGCGUCGAGACGCGUGUCAAUGCAGAUGGGGAGAUCCGAUGUCGUGA
Molecule: messenger RNA, 378 nt
Organism: Prorocentrum cordatum
Lineage: Eukaryota; Dinophyceae; Prorocentrales; Prorocentraceae
Source: the annotation of a GenBank genome assembly